Sphaerodactylus townsendi is the source of this 1193-nucleotide messenger RNA. It is a transcript of the gene FKBP6, whose product is annotated as FKBP prolyl isomerase family member 6 (inactive). The transcript is spliced from 9 exons. Bases 1 to 1041 code for a protein of 346 amino acids. Gene Ontology annotation, molecular function: protein binding; peptidyl-prolyl cis-trans isomerase activity. Lineage: Eukaryota; Metazoa; Chordata; Lepidosauria; Squamata; Sphaerodactylidae. The record is from RefSeq and is a predicted model, not a curated record.
AUGGAGACGGGCGAGGGUUGGUCCGUAUUGGGCCGCAGGAAAAGCAACGGGACAUAUCCGCCGCCGGCGGAAGAUGGCGAUCCCGGGUCUCCUUAUCACCGGCUGGGUCAACGGAUGCAGGACAUCACUGGCGAUGGAGGAGUGUUGAAGGAAGUUAUCCAUGCUGGAACUGGUGAAGAGAUGCCCCCUGAUGCUUCAAUACUAGUGAAAUUUUCGGGGUACUUGGAGCACAUGGACCGACCCUUUGACACAAACUGCUCCAAAAGAAAACUAAGACUCAUGAAAGUUGGUGAAGAUAUCACCCUGCAAGGUAUGGUGAUUGGGCUUCUGUCAAUGAAGAGGGGGGAGCUGGCACGAUUUCUUUUCAAACCAAAUUAUGCCUUUGGAAUGGCUGGCUGCCCACCCUUGAUCCCUCCCCGAGCAACAGUCUUGUUUGAGAUCGAACUUUUGGAUUUCUUAGACACCGCAGAAUCUGAUGAAUUCUUUGAGCUGACUCCUGAGCAACAGAAGAGGUUCCCCUUGCAGAAAGUGCUGAAGGUAGCAGAAACAGAACGAGAGUUUGGCAAUUACCUCUUCCGACGGGAGCACUUCAUGGAUGCCAGAGAAAGAUACAAGCGUGCUUCCUCAGUCUUGCAUCAGGUGACGGCCAAGGAGAACGAACAAACCAAAGUAGAUUCGGCCAAGCUGCUGGUCCUCUUGAACUUGUCCAUUACUUAUCUGAAGUUGGAGAAUCCUGCUCGAGCCCUUACCUAUGGACAAAGGGCUUUGGAGCUAGAUCAGAAAAAUGCCAAAGCCCUCUUCAGGUGCGGCCAGGCAUGCCUUUCUCUGGCAGAAUAUGAGAAAGCUCGGGAUUUUCUAGUUCGAGCGCAGAAAGAACAGCCCUUUAACCACGACAUCAACAAUGAAUUGAAGAAGCUGGCCAGCUGUUACAAAGAAUAUAAGGACAAGGAGAAAGAUAUGUGCUCCAAGAUGUUCAGCUCCCUUUCAGUAGGAGAAGAAUUAAAGAGUCCUUCUCUGCAGGAGAAAGGAGCAGACGCAUAACCGGAGGGAAGUUGAGCACAAUUCAGACCCACGAGUGAAGGACCCUUUGCUUCAACCAAGAUUUGGAACCAAGAAGACGAUGGUUUGGUUUGGUUUUCUUUCAAACUAACGUUGUGUUUGUCCAGGUGUCUCUCUGGGCCAGUGGCAUUCUG